CGUCAAUCCUUCUAUCGUGCACGUUUAUGAUUUCUUAGGCACUUAUCGCGUUGACAUGCGAGGAAGGACCUUGGCGCUAGGACAAUUAGAGCUACAAUCUACACGAUUUAGGCAUUUAGUUGUUAAAAAAAAGCGAAUUCCAGCCAAGAACUUCUACUCUGAAUAUGAUUGGUAAUCAAGAACAUCAUGAAGAUGAACGGCCAAAACAAGAUAAUAACUCAAUACUGUCCUCGAAAAAUAGUGAAACAACCUCAAAACACUCUGAAUGCUAUAAGAAACUGCCAUUACUUUUAUUCAUUAUGGCCUAUAUAUCAUUUUGUUGUCUUGGCGCACUUUGUUUAACCCUACUAGAACGACCUACAGAAAGACUAGAAAGAUUGCGCUUACACGCUUCACAAAUCAAUUUUCUGAGGACUAAUCCAUGUGUAUCAAAUGAAGAACUUCAGAAGUUUGUUAGUUAUAUUGUAUCAGCCACAAAAAUGGGUAUAUCAAUGACACCAAUUAAAAAUAUCAGCAAAUAUGACUCACUGAACAUUCCUAAAAAUUGGCACGAAAAUUUUUAUUUGAAAAUGAAUGCUGAAGUAAAUGCUCAACUGGAAUCAAUCGCCAGACGUAUUUUAACUGAAGAAGAAAUAAAUAACAGCAGUUGGAACUUUUAUGAAUCAGUAUUUUUUGUGAUAACAGUUAUUACAACUAUAGGUUAUGGAACAAUCAGUCCAGUUACCAUAUACGGCAAAGCUUUUUGUAUAUUUUUGGUUGCUGUUGGAAUUCCAAUGAAUGUGAUCCUGGUUUCUGUAUUAGCUUCUUUGUGCAUGCCCAUUAUUCGGAAAUCACGAAAUGCCCUAGUUAAUUUUUAUUCUUAUUCAAGCGAUCAUGAUACAUAUCAUAACAAACAUAAUAAAAAUUGGAAACAUUCAAAUUUCAGUUCUUCAAGCGGACAUAGGAAAUGUAUGGAAGAUGUUAAACCAUGCCUAAAUAAGGAAAAUAAACAUAGAGUUUCAAAGUUGUUUUUCAAGCUUAAAUCUCUUUUCCGACGACAAGUUAAUGCUCCAGACGGACGAAGUGAAUCAAGUGUGCUUCAUAAAUCGUUAUCCGACAGUUGUUUACCGAAUAACAUCGUGAAAAAACAACUUCCACCAACGGAAUGCAAUAUCACUGAGCCAAAGAAUGUCGUCGAAGAUGACGGAUUAUCAAACAAAACUGCCUCAGUGACUUCCUUAUCAACGUCUUUAUCGACAAACAAGACUCAUUCUCAAAGUUCUCUGGCAAUAAAAACGGAAAAUUAUCCAAAAGAUUUUAAUAAUGCUGAAAACAAUCAUGGCAUCUCAAAACAUGAGCAAUCAAAUAAACCAAUAUUAUCUAUUAUGAAACAUCAUGAACUUCAUAUAAAUAAUGACAUAUCAAUGAAUCCCAGUUUAGCUUCGGUAAAAAUUAACAGGCCGAAAAUGAUACUUGAUCACACUAAUGUACCGAAAAAAUUAACACAUAAAGUUUCUUUAAGUUUUACAGCAAAUAACCAACCAGGUGCAGCUGACAACAGAAUAAAUCAGCUGGAUACAACUCAAUCAUCUCCUAGUCAAUUCAGUAGACACAUUGAAAAAGAAGCUUAUGUAAAAAGCGUCAAUAAACCAGCUCGACAUUCAUUGAGUGAAAUAUUUAGAGAAGUAACACAAAACACAUGUAAUCUUAAUGAUUGCUUUUCUACAGAAACUUCACUAGCUGAUCGUGCUCAUAUUUCUUGCAUAGCAUUUCUACAUUACUUGUUAUCUAGAAGUGACUUGGCUUUAACUACACAAGUUAAACUUUCACAAUUUCGAUAUGUGAAUGUACAUCAUGGUAUAUUUCGUUUACGAUUAUUACAUUUCUUCAUUGUAUUUUGUGUAGUAAUUACAUGCUCAAUACUUAUACCUGGGAUAAUAUUUACAUAUUUAGAACAGAAUUGGACAUAUUUUGAUGCAAUUUACUUUUGUAUCAUAUCACUUAGUGCAGUUGGUUUUGGUGAUAUGGUUGCAAGUGAAAGUAAAGACAGCAGUGCAUCAUCAUUAGUAACGAUAUUAUAUGUGAAGAAUAUUUACAGAGUAAUGACUGCAAGUGAGUCCUAUAUAUUUAAUCAUUCUUUGGAUACUUGACUGAUAUAUCUUUUGGAAACAGAUCACAUAAUAUAAAGAUUUUGUGUAAAGUGUUACUAAAUUUCUCUAUUGACCAGAAAUGCGUAUAUUCAAGUUUCAGGAAAUUCAUAUUUCUAAUAUGGCGACAUAAAAUAACGUGUCACAUUUCAUAGUCUUAGUAGUAAAAAAAUAAAUUAGUAUAUUGUUUACAUUUAUUAAUGUACUUUCCAAGAACAUUUUCAAAUUAGACUGCUAUAGAGCUGAAUUCUCAACUAAAUGUAUUACUUUUUUUAUUCUCUUUAGCACCACAUUAAUUCGUUGUACCUCCAUAUUUAUACAUAAUAUAUGAUGUUAAUAUAUUUCUCAAAAGUUAAUUGGGGAGUCUCCAUUGAAAUGCAACUAUUAUUUUUAAGUUGUCUUUUGAUUGCAUUAUAUUCUUAAUCUCAAUACUAAACAUAUCAAUUGAAUAGUUUUGCUUCAAUAAAAACGUAAGCAGGUCGUAAAUCUACCCCUCUAACGGCUCACUGUUGCCAUAUAAACGACAACCUCAAAAGUACUUCCAAGUUUAAAGAAACUUAAAUUUCACCUAUAACCUAAAAUUAAGACAGCAGAAGAAACCUACUCCAUUAUCACGAAAACAUAAGCUAUUCAGCUAAGGAAAUUUUAUUCUCAACAAUGUCAGCUGUCAAAGAUGUACAAUCGUAUUUAUAGUUCACUUUACACACAGCUUCUAACAGCAAAGAGAGGUGUUGCAUUAUUUACCGAAGCUAAUAAAAAUCAUCGAAUGUUUUUGAAUACUGAGCAAACGUUCACUUAUAGUUUUUAAGGGGAAGAACCAUACUUACACCUUUUACCCCUUUGUGGAGAUAUAUAGGCCUCCCACCAGCAUUCUCCAUCGAACCGUGUAGAAGUAACAAAAACAACUUACGAAGGGAAGACGAAUAUCCAUUCUAAGAGUCUAAAAAGGAUAUAGGGUCAAAAAUCAAGGGGAAACCACAAUCUUUUAAAUUAGGAUUGUCAAGAACAUCAUAAAGUUAAGAAUUGCCAAUUUUUGUCUUAUAUACUAAAGCAAAUUCAAAUCGGUGCACAAAGUUGUGGUCCGAACUCCUGUUAAGCCAGUUUUUUAUUUUGAAAACGCUCUUAUAAGACAAUUCCAGUAGUUACGUGACCAAAGUUAACUAUGUGUUCAAUAAUUCAAUCAUUAACUGGUUGAUAGCCACUCCAGAUAGUACUAGGACACGCGGUCAUAAAGUUCACGCUUUUGCAAUCAAUAUUACCUACUACCUAAGAACAAAUAAAAUUACAAAUCAACACUAAGUUCACUCAAAGUUGCAGUUUAUCCUUAAUACUCCCCCUCCCGACCAAACAUCUAUUCGAGUGACGAAUUCAGAGCUCAGUAAAAUAAAAAUUAUUUCAUUGAAUCUUAUUUCAUUGAUGGCUGGUUUUCAGAAUUUCUGCUGCUGGGUGCUGUUCGAAUUCAAUAUUCGUGAACAAAAUCUAUUUCAGUAUCGUAAGAACUUUUCCAAAUUGAAGUUUUGAUUUCAAAUUACGUUUGAUGAACCUGUGGGGCCUACCAAUAUCCAUAAGUAUUUGCUAAAUUUAAUCAAUCAAUUAUUGAUUUUCACUUUCAUAGCUUUGUAGAUAAAGUGCGCAAUUAACACAUUCUAAAAAUAUCUAUGUUCAACUGAACUAUAGGUAAAAUAUAUUUCUAUCGGAAAGUUUCGAUUUCUACAUUUAGAGGUUUUAUAUUAAUAUAUAACUAGCUAUAUUCAACAUCUACUUAUUGUAUAUUUCAAUGUGCAAAUAUCCAAACCAAAAAGUCACGAAAGAUUUGCAUAUUGAAACUCGAUUAUAGAUAUUAAUAUACAGUAUGGUGAAGACUUGAUUAAUUAUUGAAUUGUUUAAAAAUUUGUAAAUCAAGUAAUCUUAACUUAUUCAUUGAGCAGAUUGAAACCUAGAGACACUGAGUUCCUAUUUAGAGUGAUAGAUCAUUACUUACUUUCGCGUCAUUUCAAAACAGAACAAAGCAGAAAUUCGGUGCUUCUAUAUUUUUAAUAUCAGUGGAUGCUAAUUCCUGAUAAAAGUUAUUAUAGAGUAAAUCGUUAUUUUUAAAAAAAAUUUCGUUUCACUCAUAAUUUGACAGUCGGAAUAAACACCCAAUUCAUCACAAACCAAUGUAUUAUGUUUAGAUAGUAUUAACUAAAUGGUAUGGAGUGCAACUAUCAUCCAAUUUCUCUGGUAAUGAAUAUUUCGGUCGCUGCAACAUUUAUCCAAUUUACUUAGGUUUGAAAUAUACAUUAUUGGAUUUUAAUACAGUAGUUAAGCGAUAUCCGCGAGACAGGGAGGUUUUGGGUUCGGUCUCUGGUAGAAUCAUGAGAGCGUACUUUGGGGGGACCCCACAAUCAAACAAAAGAUCUCUCGAUUGCUUAUGUUGAUCCGUGACAAUUGUUAUAUACAAACUACAAUAUUUUAUUUAAAAAAACUUCAUUUCUUUGGUUAUAUUUGUUUCUUAAGUUGCUGUUAGUCCAAGUCGAAAAGUACCAUAAAAUAAAUCCUGUACUUGAAAUCAGCAAAUGAUAUAACAAAGUUCAAUGAAAAAAACAUAGCCUACUAUAUCAAAUAAUAACCUUAUUUUAAUUACAAAUAACAUUUUUACUUACUCUUUUGUUUCUAGUUUAUUUGGUGUUUGGAACCACA
Schistosoma margrebowiei is the source of this 4805-nucleotide messenger RNA. NCBI's taxonomy places the organism in Eukaryota, Metazoa, Platyhelminthes, Trematoda, Strigeidida, Schistosomatidae. The record is from the annotation of a GenBank genome assembly.